Aspergillus steynii IBT 23096 is the source of this 589-nucleotide messenger RNA. Its product is annotated as 60S ribosomal protein eL36. Gene Ontology annotation, biological process: cytoplasmic translation. The transcript is spliced from 3 exons. Gene Ontology annotation, molecular function: structural constituent of ribosome. The coding region runs from base 1 to 318 and encodes 105 amino acids. Lineage: Eukaryota; Fungi; Ascomycota; Eurotiomycetes; Eurotiales; Aspergillaceae. Gene Ontology annotation, cellular component: cytosolic large ribosomal subunit; ribosome. The record is from RefSeq and is a predicted model, not a curated record.
AUGGCGCAAGAACGCUCCGGAAUCGUGGUCGGCUUGAACAAGGGCCACAAAACCACCCCUUUCCAGACCCCCAAGAACCGCAUCAGCCGCACCAAGGGUCAGUCCUCUCGCCGCACCGCUUUCGUCCGUGAGAUCGCCCGCGAGGUUGUUGGUCUUGCCCCCUAUGAGCGCCGCAUCAUCGAACUCCUGAGAAACACUCAGGACAAGCGUGCUCGUAAGCUCGCGAAGAAGAGACUCGGUACCUUCACCCGUGGCAAGAGAAAGGUUGAGGACAUGCAGCGUGUCAUCGCCGAGGCCCGCCGUGUGGGUGCUCACUAAAUUCAUUUCCCGUUCAAUGAAAGUUCUAUUAGCCAAGACAUUUAAAAAGAACGAAAUGACGAAAACAAACAAAUGAAUUUAAACCCUCUUCGUGUGGCUGAUUGGCAAUGACGUGUGUUCGUUGUAGAAGGGAAAUGACAAAAAAUGAAAAUUAAUAUUAUAUCCGGAGGGCAAAUACUGGCAGGGGAAAAUGGUGCUGCGAGUGUCUUGUCUUGUGCUGUCCUGUCUGGCCCUGUUUUCUGUCGCCAAAGGAUUUGAUUCCGUAGGCGUG